CAGGAAGUGGUGCUGGGGCGGAGCUAACAGUGUGUGGUCUCUUCUGAGCAAGGUGUGUCAGGAAUCAGAUGUGUAAGUGACAUCAGCACAUGGACUGUACGUCGGAAGAGAGUGCUCGGAGAACAGAUUCACAGGCCUUGCCGGAACUGGAAGGCUUCCCAGAGGCCGGAGGUGACGAUGGACUCUCUGAAAGCUUCCAACUUCUGCAAAUGGAUGUGCAGUCCGAGCAUGAAGAGGAGACCAGCCCUGCACACAAUAAAGAAUCACACAGUGCCUCAUGGAGCUCGAAAAAUGUGCAAAGAAAACAGAGACACUGGGAAAGGAUAGUCUCCUCAAAGAAGAACAAGAGGAAGCAGGAAAGAGAAAGAAGGAAAGCCAAGCGUGCAGAAGACCCCAGCAACGGCACCUGCCUACAGCACAGCAAACGUUUUUUGAAAGCCUUAACCAAAGAGAAACUUUUGGAAGCCAAACACUCAGGACCAAGACUGUGUGUUGACUUGAGCAUGACCCAGCACAUGUCAAAGAAGGAAUUGAGUAGGCUGGCUGGACAGAUUCGAAGGUUGUAUGGUUCAAACAAAAAAGCCAGCAGGCCCUUUUGGAUCGUUCUUACUGGAUUCUCAGCUGACAGCCCCCUCUAUGAGGAAUGUCUGAGGAUGAAUGAUGGAUUUUCCGCUUACUUGCUAGACAUGACAGAAGAAGACUGCUUUAGCCUUUUUCCUCUGGAAACCCUCGUGUACCUGACUCCUGACUCCGAACACCCCCUUGAAGACAUUAAUCAGAGCACAGUUUAUAUUCUUGGUGGACUUGUGGAUGAGAGCAUUCAGAAGAAGGUGACAUUUCAAAAAGCUCGAGAAUACUCUGUCAAGACAGCCCGCUUGCCAAUCCAGGAAUACAUGAUCAGGCGCCAGAAUGAGAAAAACUACCAUUCAGAAAUACUGGCCAUCAACCAAGUGUUCGAUAUCCUGUCUACUUACUUUGAAACUCAUGACUGGCCUGAAGCAUUGAAGAAAGGCGUUUCUCCAGGAAAAGGCUACAUCCUUCGGAAUUCAGUGGAAUGAUGAGCAGCCUAAGAUUCCAACUGCAGGGGGUGAAGUGCCAGAGGUUCUUGACCAAAGGACAGGACAAGGCAAAGGGUGGAAAUGGCACAUACUUGCCUCUGCAUGCUAUCUCGGAUCCUUGAAAGCCAUGAGUGGCAAGGACCACAUUUUAUGCUAUGUUACCCACAAUGCCUGGCUCACUGGAAAGGCCCUGAUAAACAUUAUGGUUAAAAAAAAGUUUGUGGGGGCUGUAGAGAUGGCUCAGUGGUUAAGAGCACCGACUGCUCUUCUGAAGGUCCUGAGUUCAAAUCCCAGCAACCACAUGGUGGCUCACAACCAUCCAUAAUGAGACCUGAUGCCCUCUUCUGGUGUGUCUGAAGACAGCUACAGUGUGCUUACAUAUAAUAAAUAAAUAUUUAAAAAAAAAAGUUUAUGUUAAAGAAUUGCCAAAAUAUGUCAUUCCAGGUAUUCAUGCUUUGUACAUUCAUCUGUUUGUGAAAGAUCUACUUUUACAGACGUUUAAGUGAUUGUCCGAGCUUUUCAUUUAACUUACAUAAAGAUAUUUUUCUGUCACCUGUCAAUGUGCUGAUUUCACCAGCUCAGACGUACGCUGCAGUAAGCUCUGCCGUCCUAGCCCCACCUGCCAUCCUAGCCCCGCCUGGCCUGCCCUACUUUAAGGCUUUAGAGUACUUUGUUCUUUCUGUGGCCCUCACCUUGUUCUUGUCCUGAUUAUGGUCAUGGAGGGCUCUCCUCUUUCUAGUCUGUGUAAAUAGUUUGUGUAGCCUUGAGCUUAGACAAGCCACAUGCUCUGUACAAAUAUAUACCCCAGGUCUAAUAAAACUGCAAGUUAUUAUUGAUAAAUUCAGCAUAAAGCAGCCAGAAAAAGAUUGCAGCAUUCUGACACACAGCAUACUAAUCCACCUUCUACAACACAAGUACAAGUCUUUUACUUAUGUUCCGAUACAGCCGUCUCAGUUGUCUCCAAUUCUGUUACCUUGGUUAAUCUAGCAAACUUAGAUGUUUUCUGUAUCUCAAAAGAACCAAAAGUUAACCUCUGCCUACUUCCUUCUCCUAUCCCAUUAAAUCCCUUAGGAACUAUCA
Molecule: messenger RNA, 2138 nt
Organism: Apodemus sylvaticus (European woodmouse)
Lineage: Eukaryota; Metazoa; Chordata; Mammalia; Rodentia; Muridae
Gene: Trmt10b
Product: tRNA methyltransferase 10B
Exons: 9
Coding region: 90-1058 (322 amino acids)
Biological process (GO): tRNA N1-guanine methylation
Cellular component (GO): nucleus; nucleoplasm
Molecular function (GO): tRNA binding
Source: RefSeq, a predicted model, not a curated record